This is a messenger RNA of Salvelinus namaycush (lake trout), 4803 nucleotides long. Its product is annotated as eukaryotic translation initiation factor 4 gamma 1-like. NCBI's taxonomy places the organism in Eukaryota, Metazoa, Chordata, Actinopteri, Salmoniformes, Salmonidae. Gene Ontology annotation, cellular component: eukaryotic translation initiation factor 4F complex. The record is from RefSeq and is a predicted model, not a curated record. The transcript has 28 exons. Gene Ontology annotation, molecular function: translation initiation factor activity; mRNA binding; protein binding. Bases 55 to 4803 code for a protein of 1582 amino acids.
AUAUUGUGCUAAAGUUGGAUACCUGCUAUUACGCUGUGAAAGACUAACGCACGGAUGAAGGCCCUGUUCUGUCAGUCCAUUUUACAAGUUCGGCUGGCAAGUCAGCGCCACCCUGAUGCAGAACCACGUGAAAUGAACAAACCACCGCAGCCUAUAACGGGACCCACCUCUGUCCCACACCCCUCCCCCUCCCCUGGCCUGACACAGGCUGCCUAUGCCUCUGGACAGCCCACUUCUCUCGUCUUCGCCACCCAAACACCUCAACAAAUGAAUUCUGCACCGCAGCCACGACAGUUUGCCACCGGGCCCCGUGCUUUACACCAACAGCCUUACUAUGCCAACAGGCCCAACAUGCCCACCAGUGUCCCCCGGGUCCAGACCAGCAGCGGGCCUCGUCCGGUUGGUCCCACCCACAUCUACCAGCCCGGCUCCCAGAUGAUGAUGAUCCCUGGUCAGCAGCUGUCCUUUGCAGGCUCCCCUCAGGGCUACUUCAUCCCCCCUGGACAGUACCGGGCUCCCUACAUGCCACCAAGUCCACAGUACCCUGUGACAAGUGGGACAGCAGGCUUCUACCCAGGCACCAGCCCGGCUGAAUACCCCACCUAUGCAGGUGCCUACUACCCGGCCCAGCCCCAGUACAGCCACACACCCCCUGUCCAGACCGCGCCCGUCAUGAUAAGCCCUGCCCAGCCCCAGCAGCAGGCCUUGCCCCCUCAGCUGCCGCCGACCCAACCACCGGCACCCAAGAGGGAGCGCGUAACGAUCAGAAUACGAGACCCCAACCAGGGGGGCCGUGAUAUCACAGAGGAGAUAAUGUCUGGGGGAAGGGCCACCUCCACCCCCACCCCCCCUUCACAGUCCUCCUCCACAGAGGAAGAAGGUCCUGCUCAGACCAACGGAGAAUUUACUAAACCUGUCACCAUCGUGACGAGAACAGAUGAAAUCGCGGAACUUGCGGUUUGCACAGUGACGGCCGCCGAAACCCUGCCUCCAGUGUUGUCAACUCCAGAGCCUGCCACUGCAGCUGUCCCACUGGAGGCCAAACAGGAAACCGAUGGCCAGGUUGCCCCGCUUACCGAACAGGUCGUCAGCGAAUCAGAUGCCCCUGUGGCGGGGAUGAGGCCCGAGGUGCCCAUCCCACAAAGGGAGGACCAGGCCCCUGCCUCCUCCCCCCUGACAGCUUCUACCUCCCCUCCCCCUGCAGAGGUACAGACUCCACCCCCUGCCACCACCAUGGCUCAGGCCAGCCACGCAGUGGGCGCUGGUAUGACCCCCGCGGUGAAGGCAGUGACCCCCGAAGGUCCUUCCACACAGGUAGAGCCUCUGGAUGCACCAGCAUCUGUGGAGAAGCCUCUUGCUCAGGCAGCGGAGGAAGUAGUGGUGGAGGAGAAGGUAGAAAAGGUCAAGAAUGAGCCGGCAAUUACCAUCAAUCCAGAGGUAGUAGUGGCUGUUGUGGUCAUUAAAGAAGACACUGAACCCGCUCCACGACCUCUGACCCCCGUCGCCAUGGCAACGGGCGACGAUUUUGCCCCGUCCUUGAAGUUGGCUGUGGAAGCGGCCACUAAAACUGAGAGCGUGGUGUUGCCGCCAGCGCCUAAACAGAAAGCCAUGACCGAGCCCGUUUCUGCCCCUGCUCAUGCCGUCACUCCCUCUGUCCCGGAGGCAGAGCCUGCCGUGGCCCAAAAGAAGGUGGAGCAGCUGCCCCUGUCCAACGGCCUCCCCCAGGAGGACCCCGACGAGGUAGACGCCCCCGUGGCUGCACUAGAGCGCAUUGCAACGGAAAUCACAGAGCCUGCCACUCCCCCACCUCAGGAAACUGCUAACCCUGCUGCUGCUGCCGUAGAGCAGGAGGAGGAGGAGAAGAAAGAAGAAGAAGAGGAGGAGCGGAAAGAGGAGGAGCAGAAAGAGGAGGAUGCAUCCCCAGUGCCCUUGUCCAGCAGCCCUUCAGAGGACUCGUCUAUGCAAGCUGCUGUGUCUGUGCCAAAGAAGAAGAGGAACAUGAAGGAGCUGAACAAGAAGGAAGCCAUCGGAGACAUGCUGGAUGCCUUCAAAGAGGAGGAGGCGGCACCUGCCACCGAGCCCUCGUCUUCACCGGCGGAGCCCAGCCCUGUGGCCCCGACCUCCUUGCCGCCCGCCGACGCGCCAGACGAGACGUGGGAAGAGAAGGAGGACAAGCAGAACGCCGACACACCCCCGCUCAAACCGGGCGACCUCAAGUACCAGUACAAAGGAGAGCAAUGGAAGCCUAUCGACCCAGAGGAGAAGAAGAGGUACGACAGGGAGUUCCUGCUGGGUUGCCAGUUCAUUAGUGCCAGCAUGAACAAGCCUGAGGGCCUGCCUCUCAUCACCGAUGUUGUGCUAGAUAAGGCGAAUAAGACCCCCAUGCGCCCAGCAGAGCCGGGUCGCAACAUGAACGCCGGGCCAGACUUCACCCCCGCCUUCAUGGGUAACCUGGGUAGACAGUCCUCUGGGGGAGGGGGACCACGGGGCCCUGGAAGGGACCACAUGGGACCCCCCGGACCACGGCGCUCCCAGCAGGGCCAGCGCAAGGAGCCCCGCAAGAUCAUCACAAUCUCCUCAUCGCUAGGUGGCGACGUGGAGCUCAACAAGGCGGAGAAGGCCUGGAAGCCCACAGUGAAGAAGGCUGUGACCCGGGGCCGAGGCGCCGCCCCCGAGGAUGAGGAGAGCGACGACCCCGAGCAGGCCAAGACCCAGGAGCUGUUCAAGAGGGUCCGCUCCAUCCUCAACAAGCUGACCCCUCAGAUGUUCCAGCAACUGAUGAAACAGGUCACAGAGCUGUCCAUCGAUACGGAGGAGCGGCUGAAGGGAGUGAUCGACCUGAUCUUUGAGAAGGCCAUCUCCGAGCCCAACUUCUCUGUGGCCUACGCAAACAUGUGCCGCUGCCUUAUGGGGUUGAAAGUGCCCACCACAGACAAGCCGGGAGUGACUGUAAACUUCCGCAAGCUGCUGCUCAACCGCUGUCAGAAAGAGUUUGAGAAGGACCAGGAUGAUGACGUCAUCUUUGAGGCCAAACAGAAGGAGAUGGAGGCUGCCAAAGAGGAGGAGAAAGCUGGUCUGAAGGCGACGCUGGAGGAGGCCAAAGACAAGGCGCGGCGCCGGUCGCUGGGCAACAUCAAGUUCAUCGGCGAGCUGUUCAAGCUGAAGAUGCUGACGGAGGCCAUCAUGCACGACUGCAUCGUCAAGCUGCUGAAGAACCACGACGAGGAGUCGCUGGAGUGCCUCUGUAGACUGCUGUCCACCAUCGGCAAGGACCUGGACUUUGAGAAAGCCAAGCCCCGUAUGGACCAGUACUUUGCCCAGAUGGACAAGAUCAUCAAGGAGAAGAAGACCUCGUCUAGGAUCCGCUUCAUGCUGCAGGACGUCAUCGACCUCAGACGGAGUGGCUGGGUCCCCCGGCGGGGGGAGCAGGGCCCUAAGACCAUUGACCAGAUCCACAAGGAGGCUGAGCAGGAGGAACAAAUGCAGCAGAUCAAGGUUCAGCAGCAGCUCAUGUCAAGGAACGAUGGAGGAGGACGAGGAGGUGGAGGUGGAGGGGGAAGAGACGGGAGGGGGGGAGACAGAGGAGGAAGGGAUCAGGGGGGCCGCGGGGGCCAGCAGGUGGGAAGGGGCAGCCAGCCCCAAGACGAGGGCUGGAACACAGUGCCCAUCUCCACCAAGAACAGACCCAUCGAUACCAGCCGGCUCAGUAAGAUCACCAAGCCUGGUGCUCUGGACUUCAGCAACCAGCUCCUUGCUCCCCAGCUCGGGGGUAAGGGCAUGUGGGGCAGCUGGGGCAAGGGCAGCAGUGGAGGCACCACAGGAGCCAAGCCUGCCGCCGGAGCUGAACCAGCGGAGACUGGCCGUCCGGCCACCGGCAACCGUUUCUCUGCCCUGCAGCAGUCUGCUCCACCAGCAUCCUCCUCAGACGCUGACCGCAGGGUACCCCAGAGGUCCAGCUCCAGUCGUGACCGGGACAGGUUUGACCGCUUCGAGCGUCACGACAGCAGUCGUGACGAGCGUGCAGGCAGUCGCGACGCCCGCCCCCCUAUCACUAAGCGCAGCUUCAGCCGUGAGACAGAGGAGCGUAGGGGCGAUAGUUGCACCCCUACGGAACCCCCCGUCCGGCGUGUAGCCAGCAUGACUGACGACAGAGACCGGGGAGGCAGCCGUAGCCGGGGAGGCAGCGGUAGCCGGGACAGGGCUCUCAGCAAGGAGGUUGUUGUGAAGCGCGAGACAGCCCCCACCCCUCCCCCCAAUGCUCCGACCAAACCGGCCAUGACCGAGGAGGAGCUGGAGAAGAAGUCCAGCGCCAUCAUCGAGGAGUACCUCCACCUCAACGACAUGAAGGAGGCACUGCAGUGUGUAGUGGAGCUGAACAGCGCCCCGCUGCUCUUUGUGUUUGUGCGGAACGGUCUGGAGAACACUCUGGAGCGCAGCGCCAUCGCCAGAGAACGCAUGGGCCUGCUGCUGCACCAGCUCAUCAAGGCUGGCACCCUGCCCACAACAGAGUACUACAAAGGGCUCCAAGAGAUCCUGGAGGUGGCUGAGGACAUGGCCAUAGACAUUCCCCACAUCUGGCAAUACCUGUCUGAGCUCAUCAACCCCAUGCUCCACGAGGGAGGCAUCCCCAUGGGACAGCUUUUCAGAGAGAUCUCCAAGCCUCUGAUUCCCCUGCGUAAGGCCGGUGUGCUGCUGGUGCACAUCCUCAACUUACUCUGCAAAGGAAUGACCCAUAAGAAGGUGGGCGGUAUGUGGACGGAGGGUAAACUCAAUUUUCUGGAAAGAGAACACACCAUAGGAUGA